Molecule: messenger RNA, 1077 nt
Organism: Orycteropus afer afer
Lineage: Eukaryota; Metazoa; Chordata; Mammalia; Tubulidentata; Orycteropodidae
Gene: TPST1
Product: tyrosylprotein sulfotransferase 1
Exons: 3
Coding region: 1-1077 (358 amino acids)
Biological process (GO): peptidyl-tyrosine sulfation
Cellular component (GO): Golgi apparatus
Molecular function (GO): protein-tyrosine sulfotransferase activity
Source: RefSeq, a predicted model, not a curated record
AUGGUUGGGAAACUGAAGCAGAACUUACUACUGGCAUGUCUGGUGAUUAGUUCUGUGACGGUGUUCUACUUGGGCCAGCACGCCAUGGAAUGCCACCACCGAAUAGAGGAGCGCAGCCAGCCGGCCAGACUAGAGAGUACAGAGGCCACAGUGCGAACUGCCGUGGACGUCAAAGCCAAUAAAACCUUUGCCUACCACAAAGAUAUGCCUUUGAUAUUUAUUGGAGGUGUGCCUCGAAGUGGAACGACACUCAUGCGGGCCAUGCUGGACGCACACCCCGACAUUCGCUGUGGAGAAGAAACCAGAGUCAUUCCCCGGAUCCUGGCCCUGAAGCAGAUGUGGUCGCGAUCAAGUAAAGAGAAGAUCCGCCUGGAUGAGGCUGGUGUCACCGAUGAAGUUCUGGAUUCUGCCAUGCAAGCCUUCUUACUAGAAAUCAUUGUAAAGCAUGGGGAGCCAGCCCCGUAUUUAUGUAACAAAGACCCUUUUGCCCUGAAAUCCUUAACUUACCUUGCCAGGUUAUUCCCCAAUGCCAAAUUUCUCCUGAUGAUUCGAGAUGGCCGGGCAUCAGUCCAUUCGAUGAUUUCUCGAAAAGUUACUAUAGCUGGGUUUGACCUGAACAGCUAUAGAGACUGUUUGACCAAGUGGAAUCGUGCCAUAGAGACCAUGUACAACCAGUGUAUGGAGGUUGGCUAUAAAAAGUGCAUGUUAGUUCACUAUGAACAACUUGUCUUACAUCCUGAGCGGUGGAUGAGAACACUCUUAAAGUUCCUUCAUGUUCCAUGGAACCACUCAGUAUUGCACCACGAAGAGAUGAUUGGGAAAGCUGGGGGAGUGUCGCUGUCAAAAGUGGAGAGAUCUACGGACCAAGUCAUCAAGCCGGUCAAUGUGGGAGCACUCUCCAAAUGGGUCGGGAAGAUUCCUCCAGAUGUCUUACAGGACAUGGCGGUGAUUGCACCCAUGCUUGCCAAACUUGGAUACGAUCCCUAUGCCAAUCCACCAAACUACGGGAAACCUGAUCCCAAAAUCCUUGAAAACACUAGAAGGAUGAGGCAUGGCUUCCUGAUCUUCGAAGGCUAA